AAUAAACAACUGCACGAAAAUUCGCUAAAUAACUUUUUUGUUGUAUAGGUAUGUCUUUUUUUUAUCUAAGUCCGGUGAAAGGCGACUUACAAAUAUAUUUAUUGGAAACAAUAGUUAUCAAGAGAUUGGAAUUUUUAAAGACUGUAUUUAAAAGGCAAAACAUCGCUUACAACGAAUAUGUUGUUGAAGGAAGUGUGUACGAUGUUGUUGGUCAUUACAUGCUUUGUAUUAUAGUUAUCUUAGAAAAUAACUCAGAAUUUACGCAAUUUUUCAUUAAAGCUGAAGAAUCAUUGUUUAGACACAGAUUGGAGACACUCUCUGCCUAUGAUUUGAGAUGUUUUGCUAAAAAACUUCUUCGUAUUAUUAAAAAACAUCCAACAAAUUUACAUUUUCUUGAUUCUCUCAGCUCACUUUGUCAACAUUUAAUAUUAAAACAUGUUGCACAACAUUUCUGUUCCGAUGCAUGUGCUGAAAGUUGUUCCUUACAUUCAAUAAAAGUACAUUUUAAAGAUUGUCUCACAUUUAUAGCUAAGAGGCAAGUUGAAGUGCAAAAUGGCAUAGCUUAUAUUCCUUGCAGUAAAUGGAAGAUUUAUUUAAUACUAUUAUUUAAAGACAAUCUAAGAAAUAGAUUGGCUAAAACAAAUUUACAUAGCCUACAAAAUGAUCCAAGAAUAGCCGACAUCGUUAGAUUAGUCAGAAAAGAAAUACUAACUUUAAAUAAACCCAAUAAUAAUAUUUUAAGAAGUAAUGAAGUUGAUGAUUUUUCCAAACUCUUUCCCCCAUGUAUGCUUAAUUUGCAUCAAAAUCUACGAAACAAACACAGAUUAUCACACAAUCAGAGAUUUUCUUAUAGUUUAUUUUUAAAAGAUAUUGGAAUGCCGGUGGAUGAAGCAGUAACAUUUUGGAGAAUCGAAUAUGAACAAGUUCCUAAUGGUAAACAUAAAUGUUGCCACAGUUGGAAAAACGAUGAAAAGAAAUUUAUUUAUGGAAUAAGGCACUUAUAUGGAUUAGAGGGUGGUAAAAAAAUGUAUUCAUCUGGAAGCUGCUUACGUUUACAAGGAUUUACAGAAGGUGGCUGCCCAUUCAAAUCUUUUGACAAUGAAGCAAUGUUACAACUAUUAGAUAUAAAAGAAAAUGAUCCCUCAUUGUCACAAAUUAAAAAACUUCAAGCACAAAGUCAAUACACUUCUGCUUGUGUAUUGUAUCUCAAAAAGAGAUUUCUCUCCGUUUCAAAUUCUUUCUGUGAUAGUAGCUUUAAUUUUAGUCCUGUUAAAUAUUAUUUUGCAACAAAAUAUAAAAAUUCAUGAUAUUGUAUAUAUUUAAUUAAAGACA
This is a messenger RNA of Nymphalis io (European peacock), 1332 nucleotides long. Its product is annotated as DNA primase large subunit-like. The coding region runs from base 51 to 1307 and encodes 418 amino acids. Gene Ontology annotation, cellular component: alpha DNA polymerase:primase complex. The record is from RefSeq and is a predicted model, not a curated record. NCBI's taxonomy places the organism in Eukaryota, Metazoa, Arthropoda, Insecta, Lepidoptera, Nymphalidae. The transcript is spliced from 2 exons. Gene Ontology annotation, biological process: DNA replication, synthesis of primer.